CCCAUUUUCUUUAUUCAUCAUCAGAUUCUUCACUGAUAGGUCACAAAACUUGUAGAAGAUCCAAUCAAUGCUAACUUCGUUGUAAACUUUCUCUAUCAAAGUUUGGGUUUUUCUCAUAUUUCAAGCUCUCCUUUUUAACCCUUCAAUUUCCUUCCGAAAUUGCUUACUAAAAGUCCCACUCUUUUAUCUUCUCAAAGGUUUCAGUUUGUUAGGGUUUAUUGGGUUCGAUCCAGGGUUAAAUUCUUGCUUUUGAGGUCAGAUCAGAGCUCAAAUUGUUUUUUUUAUGGUCCUCUUUUCUUUUCAUUUUUCGGGUAGGAUUUUGGAGUCUGUUGGUAGCUGUUUGAUUUAUUGACUUUCGGGAUUGAAUUUGUUGAUUUAAGGUGGUUUAGAUUGGGUUUUGGGGUGCCACAUGUAGGCUUAUUGAAACUAGGUUAAAUUUUAGAGGGUUCCCAUUUUAAGAAUUCGGGGGUUUUAUGUCAUAAUCAGAGAAAAAAAAAGUGAUCUUAUUUUUCUGGGUAUGGUUUUGAUUUGGUGGCUUUUAAUGUAUAACCGUUAAGGGGUCCUCUGCUUUUCGUUGUAGAGGAUCCCUAUUUGAAAAUUUCAUGUAUUUUAAGUUAUCAAUCUCGGAAAGGUCAGGUGAAACUUAGCAAGUACUUCCAAUUGCUUGAAUUUAGUGCUUUUGUGGUGGAAAAAGGAGGAAAAAAAAAUCAAGUGGGAAAAUUGUUGUAUUUGUAUUUGGCAUCUCUGAAAAAUUGUGGAGGAGAUGUUCGGUUCUGGUCCAGAUACCGGCCAUGGCAAUAGUGGAGUUUCAGGGCCCCUUUUGAUUCCAAUGCGGUUCGUUUGGCCUUAUGGGGGAAGAAGGGUGUUUCUUAGUGGCUCCUUUACUAGGUGGUUAGAGCAUAUACCUAUGUCUCCAAUGGAGGGUUGCCCUACUGUAUUCCAAGUUAUUUGUAGCUUAAGUCCUGGAUAUCAUCAGUUUAAGUUCUUUGUUGAUGGUGAAUGGCGGCACGAUGAGCACCAGCCCUUUGUAAACGAUAAUUAUGGUAUAGUUAACACCAUCUUUAUAGCUAGGGAACCAAAUUUGGUUGCUCCUAGUUUUAAUCCUGAGACCCCGGGCAGAUCCAACAUGGAUGUUGAUGAUGCUUUUGUUAGUUCGGAACCAGUUCCAACCGUAUCUGAUGCUGAUUUAGAGGCCUCUCGUAAUCGUGUAUCCGCUUUCUUGUCUGGACACACUGCGUAUGAGUUGCUUGCGGAGUCAGGCAAGGUUAUUGCCUUGGAUGUUAAUAUAGCUGUGAAGCAAGCAUUCCAUAUUCUGUAUGAACAGGGAAUUCCUGUGGCUCCUCUCUGGGAUUCUUGCAAGGGCCAGUUUGUUGGAGUUCUUAGUGCAUUGGACUUCAUUCUUAUCUUAAGAGAGCUUGGGAAUCAUGGUUCAAAUUUGACUGAGGAAGAACUAGAGACACACACGAUAUCAGCUUGGAAGGAGGGAAAGGUGUAUCUUGGCAGACAGAUUGAUGGCAAUGCUAGGUCAUAUCCUAGAUGUCUUGUUCAAGCUGGGCCAUAUGAUUCUUUGAAGGAUGUUGCUCUGAAGAUUUUGAAAAGUAAGGUAGCUACUGUUCCUAUCAUGCAUUCUACGUCACAGGAUGGUUCAUCACAGCUGCUACAUCUUGCCACCUUGUCUGAAAUACUAAAAUGUAUUUGCAGACAUUUUAAGCAUUCUGCUAGCUCCUUGCCUAUCCUUCAACAACCAAUUUGUUCAAUUCCGUUGGGAACUUGGGUACCAAACAUUGGGGAACCAAAUGGUCGGCCAUUGGCAAUGCUGCGACCAACUGCCACUCUUGGUGCUGCCUUAUCAUUGUUAAUUCAAGCUGAGGUAAGUUCGAUACCAAUAGUGGAUGAGAAUGACUCGUUGCUUGACAUAUAUUCACGAAGUGAUAUAACUGCUUUGGCUAAGGAUAAAGCUUAUGCACAAAUUCAUCUUGAUGAAAUGAGUGUUCAUCAGGCCUUGCAACUGGGUCAAGAUGCAAAUUUUUUCAAUGGACAAAGAUGUCAGAUGUGUCUAGGAUCGGAUACUUUGCACAAAGUGAUGGAGCGGCUGGCAAAUCCAGGGGUUAGGAGACUUGUGAUUGUGGAAGCCGGCACCAAGCGUGUAGAAGGAAUAGUUUCGUUGAGUGAUGUCUUUAGGUUCUUGCUUGGUGUUUAGCUCAAAAAACCCUUUGAGGGUCACUACAUUGGACAUCGUGGAAUAUCCAUUAAUGCCAUCGACUUUGGUUUUCCUCAUCCAUCCAUCCAUCCAUCUCUCAUAUGGUGUCUUCUUAUCUGUUACUCUUUACAGUCUUUUGAUUGGCAGGGCUUCAUCACUCUGAGCCCAAUCCUUUUUUUCUUUCUUCUUUAGGAUAGAAAGUUUCAAAAAGCAAGAAGUGAAUUUGUAAAUUGUGAGAAGUCAAAAAUUUUUCCUUUCAUUUUAACUCAACCAUGCUGCCAAAACCGCAGCUCUCAUGUCUAUGCUAACAGAAAAGAUUGAAACCCCAAAGUGAGGGAAAGAAAAAAAUAGUGAAAGGGGGGGGGGGGUUAAAAUUGAAUGGUGGUGGUACCCUGUGGUGGUGUUGUGAUGUAGCUAAAAAAGUGGGGAGUUGCUUUUAGCUUUCUGAUCUCCUUUGCUUCUAUACAGUCUUCCCUGAAAACAUUCGACAUCUAAGGUAAUGGUUGCAUUUUCAUGUUUAUGUUGGUUCAA
Gossypium raimondii (Peruvian cotton) is the source of this 2731-nucleotide messenger RNA. Its product is annotated as sucrose nonfermenting 4-like protein. The record is from RefSeq and is a predicted model, not a curated record. NCBI's taxonomy places the organism in Eukaryota, Viridiplantae, Streptophyta, Magnoliopsida, Malvales, Malvaceae.